AUGUCGGAGAGACCAGCGAUUGUCGGCGUGGAUGCUGGCCCUGAACCGCCGUACCCUCUGCGGAUGGAGGGCAAAGUCAUCUCUGGCUUUGGUCGCGGCUCCAAAGAGCUCGGCAUUCCCACCGCCAACCUCCCCGUAGACGCCACCCUCACGCCCUGGAUAGGCGACGUCACCUCUGGCGUCUACUUUGGCUAUGCCUCCCUCUCCCUCCCCGCCUCUCACCCGGACCACAACCCCUCUUCUGCUUCUUCUUCUUCUUCCUCCUCCACCUUUUCCGUCUUUCCCAUGGUCAUGUCCAUUGGCUACAACCCGUUUUACAAAAACACGGUGCGUAGCGCCGAAGUCCACGUGCUGCACAAGUUUUCGCAGGACUUUUACGACGCCCACAUGAGGCUGCUGAUUACGGGCUUUAUUCGCGAGGAAAAGGAUUACAAGAGCUUGGAGGCGCUCAUUGAGGAUAUUAAUUUUGACUGCGAGGUGGCGAGGAAAAGCUUGGAGAGGGAGGGAUGGGCGUAUGGGACGCUGGAAGGGGGCGAGUGGUUGACAAAGGAACUGUAG
Beauveria bassiana ARSEF 2860 is the source of this 558-nucleotide messenger RNA. Its product is annotated as riboflavin kinase. Gene Ontology annotation, biological process: FMN biosynthetic process; riboflavin biosynthetic process. The transcript is spliced from 2 exons. Gene Ontology annotation, molecular function: riboflavin kinase activity. Gene Ontology annotation, cellular component: mitochondrion. NCBI's taxonomy places the organism in Eukaryota, Fungi, Ascomycota, Sordariomycetes, Hypocreales, Cordycipitaceae. The coding region runs from base 1 to 558 and encodes 185 amino acids. The record is from RefSeq and is a predicted model, not a curated record.